Messenger RNA from Osmia lignaria (orchard mason bee), 4628 nucleotides. RefSeq lists its product as uncharacterized. The record is from RefSeq and is a predicted model, not a curated record. Lineage: Eukaryota; Metazoa; Arthropoda; Insecta; Hymenoptera; Megachilidae. Gene Ontology annotation, cellular component: nucleus. Gene Ontology annotation, molecular function: DNA-binding transcription factor activity, RNA polymerase II-specific; sequence-specific double-stranded DNA binding. Gene Ontology annotation, biological process: regulation of transcription by RNA polymerase II.
GACCGAUCAGUCGAUGAAACGCGAUCGAAGGAACCGCAGAACACAAAGUUUCCUCGACAUCUUCCUAUUCGUACAUCCGUGUAUGGACAUUCCAAUCGGAAGAUGAAAUUGUAACACGAUCGCCGAGCUAUUACGACAAGCUGUGACGAGCGUUUUGCACCGGAACAUCUAAACCGCAACACUCUAAUCUAACAUAAAAUUCCACAAAUAUAAAAGAAAAUGAAAAUCGAAGCGAUCCGUUGAAUUUACUCUAAAACACGCGAACAGUAGAGGGAGCGAUGGGAUUGGAGUUCAAGAGAGACUCGUCGAAUUCCUGGACUUUAAUUUUCGCCAGUACCGCCCGAUAAGCGUAGCCUGGUCGAGCGGAACUUAGAAAUCGGCAGUCCGGGUGGGAUGAAAUCACGGUGGGCCUCGUUAGGCGAGCGUUUUCGUCGUGGAGGGUCAAUCCCACGUUCGGAGCCGGCUGGACGAACUCGCGAGCAGGGGGUAGGCAGGGGGAGGGAGGAAAAGAGAGGAAGGAAAAGGAGGAAGGACGAAAAGGGCCGUUCGUAGCAGCGCCACAGGACGUUAAGUACGUCUCGUAAAAAUUCCAUCGAGCCAGCGUCAUUUUGCCGUGUCGUAGGGGCCUGGGUUAAAUCUGUCUGGGUGGGGGUUAGGAUAGGCAGGGCUAUCUCUGAGGCCGCCCAUACACGAGCCGGCUAAGCUCGUCCCAUCGACAGAGGUGGUGCAAAGUUGGAGGAAACGUAGUAGGGGAUAGGGAACGUUCGUGCUCCCUCCUACGAUCGCGUCGAGGCGGUCGAGAGAGAAGCGACUGCCCCUGCGGGAACACCGGCCCGGGAUCCCCGUCCCCGUCCGUACCAUUUCGAGUCACUGGCUUGGACUGGCCUGAUAGCGAGCCUCGAAAACCCGUAGCUCGUUUACCAUCCACCACGUAUUGACGUUUUCGUCCGCGAACCGACCGCUCGUUCCCGUUUCCUUCGUUCGACAUGAUCGCGUCGAUCGCGGCCUUCGCGAAUCAGCUCGCUUGGAGCAACCGCGUCAGUGUCGGUAACGUAAACAUCGAGCAUCGUUCCCGCGUGUGAAUCCGGUUUCUGGUGCGAACGAUAUAAACUUGACAGUUCGUUUCGGAGCAGACUCGAGCGAGGGUACUACUCGAUCGGUAUAGAGAGGAUACGAUGACUUACGGUGGUGAUUCAGGAUUGAGAGGAGUCUCUUGAACACCUGUUGUGGAUCUAUUCCGGACAUAGCCGUGGUAACUCGGUGUUCGCGGCACUGGUUUCGUGCUCCUUUUGUUUGAGGAAGAUCAAGCAUUCCAAGGAUGACAGGCACGCAACGACGGAGGGAACAGUGGGAGUUCUGAGAGAGAGGUUUCCGUGAUGCGAGAGAAACUGGAUGGAAGGAUGACUACGGGCGAUCAGCGGGAAAUACCAUGACGGUGCAUCGUUGAAAGCAAAAACUGCGUGGAAAAGUCGAGCGGCGGUGAGUGUUUGAUCGCGCGUGAAAUCGAAAUGAGUUGGUCGAGGCAAAGGGUACCGGCUCCUCUGAGCUGAAUCCUCGUGACAAUUCGGUACCAAGACUCUCUGACGGGUUUCGAUGAUCACGAAACAGGGUACAGUGAGAACGGUGCUACGAUGCUGCCGAGUGCUGAAAUCAUGUACAGUGAUCGAAUAAUCUGAGCAUCCACGGUUGGAACGUUGUUUAUUUGUAAAUGGGUGAAACGCGAGGAUCGGACGAGCUUAUGGACUAAUUUCGACUGCUCCGUAACUGUUCACCAGUUUCCUUGCUUUGGAAGAUCGAGGUUGGACAAGCCGGCCUAAAGAUCCUUCUUCAGGAAUGUGUACCACGGAAAUGACGGAAUCGUACACGAUGUCACCGUCUACGACGGUGUCCUCCAGCGCGACGACGCCGGGCUGCCUGGGUUCGCCUGCUCACCGACGGACACCUUGCAGAGGCUCCCCUGGUCGAGGCGAUGUACAGGACGACGAAGACGAGAUCUCUGUCGGUUGUCCGAGUCCUCUACCCCUCGUGGUGGUCACCCCUACCGCGGAAGAGGACGAAAGACUGUCGCAAUCGAGGGAAGAUUACCCGGACAGACUGAGCCCUCGAAGAAGUUACCCGAGGGACUCGAUGAUCGACGACGAGGACAGCUACUCGAGAAGCGGUGAUUUCAGGACGUCGAAUGGUAGAAGUGUUAGAGCUCGCGAGAGCAGUGGUGGUGAUUCCGUUACCACGUUGAGGGAGGACGAAGAGGACGAGGAGGAGGAUGAAGAAGAGAUGAACAGCAGAAGCAGUAGUAACGGUGCAUCGGCGGCCGGUGCCACGGACGACUAUUUCAAACCUCUGAAACGUUUGAAGAUGGUGCAGAUGCAGCACUCGGACGAGGAGGACGACAGGGACCGUGAGAGCAACGAACGAGGCGUCAAGUCUUUCAGUAUUCUCGACAUUCUGUCGCACAGACCUAAGGCGAAGAUCGUUCGUCCCUGGGACACGGUCGAGACGAACUUAAAUCACCAUCAUCAUCGUCACCAUCUUCAUCAGCAGCAACAGCAACAGUCGAAUCAUCAGCAUCACCACUUGCAUCAUCAUCAUCAUCACAACCAUUCGACCGCACCCAGGGACCUGUCUCUGAUGGGUAUGUCCCUGGCGUCCAUGUCCGGCUCCAUCAGCGAGCCACCUCUCAGCAGCUCCUCUUCGUCCGGCAGAAGUUCCGUCUCCGAUUCCGGAAGUCCGGACCCCCUGGCUCACCACCAUCACGGCCUGCAUCACGGUAUGCAUCCCAGUCUCCAUCACGCGGCCUUGCAACAGCAACAACAGCAACAGCAGCAACAAUUCAAGAGGAAAACGUCGCAGCAGCAUAGCUCGCAGAGCGGGCACCACGGGAAGAGGACGACGGGCCAAGGAAGCCCUCUCGACGCUUUGUUUCAAAUGACCAGUAAAACGUUCGACGCCGGCGAGCAUAGUCAAGAGCAAGCGAACCAUCUGAACCUGUUCAACAACCGGCAACAGCCGAAGAAGAAGCGUAAGAGCAGAACGGCCUUCACGAAUCAGCAGAUCUUCGAGCUGGAGAAGCGAUUCCUUUACCAGAAGUAUUUGAGCCCAGCGGACAGGGACGAGAUAGCUGCUCAGCUGGGCCUGAGCAACGCUCAGGUGAUCACCUGGUUCCAGAACAGAAGGGCGAAGCUGAAGAGGGACAUGGAGGAGUUGAAGAAGGACGUUCAGACGGUGAAUCCGUUGCUGGUCGUGCAACACCAUAAAACGUUUCUGGAGAACGUUCAAGACCUUGGUAUCCUGAAGAAGCGACCGAUUCCCAACAACAUGGACGAGAAAUCGUAGGGAACCGGACAGGUUGAAGGUUAUUGUCAAAAAUCAACGUUAAUACUCUGGAAACAGAGAUUCUUCUCAGAGGUUAACCGAUGAUUGAUUUAGGUUUGUCGAUCGUAUGCUUGCAAAAUGAACCUGUUGAGAGGCUGCAGAGGCUAGGAGGAUCUUUUCUUCUAGGUGGAUCAUCUUAACGGGUAGGAUUUUGUAGUUUCCUUUAUCAGUAGUUGGUAGAUCAUUACGAGGAACAUUUUUGGCAAAUGUGAUCGACGCGUUUCGGAUAGUGAAAAUGAUUUCGGUUCCGGUGAAGGUAUAGUACAAAGACAGCGUCUUUCUUCGACUGGUCUCGACGAGAUUUUCGGUGGCUCAAAAUCGAAUUGAUUUUUAACGAUUCUCGUCGAAAAGACGUACAAAGACUGAGGGUCUGUUGAGGUCUUAGGAGACACGAUUGAGAACGAUGAAUCAAAGAUGCUGAUAGCGUCUUUUCGAUGGUACGAAGGUUCUUUUUUUUUUCAAAUUAAAGACUGCCAAAUAAUCACAGCUCUCGUAAGGGAUGGUAGGCUCGAUAUUAGAACCCUUAUCGUUUCAUUAACCAUCGUACGAGAUAUUUUACGAACAUUUUUACCAACGCUUCGUAGGAGAGUCUACAUCGUGGACGUCCGAAAGAAACGUAUAGGUGUGUCAUUCGAAUGUGAGAGAAAUUAACGAGUAGAUAGUAUUCUACGUAAUCUAAAAUCUAAAAUGCAUAAAUGUUUUGACGAAAAUUUUGGGCUAUAUUUCUCGGAUCUACGACAACCAUCUGCGAUUGUUCGCGGACACCUAUUGUAUCAUAUUGUAUUUAUUUGUGAGAAGAAAAUGGUGAGUGAAGCCAAAAGAGAUCCGGAGGACGCAUAGAGGAUAUAUAAGUUAUUACGUAAAUAUUAAACUUUAUAAAUUAUGAAGAGAAGCUUCCGGUUGCGGGCCUCUCGUAUGUGUACAUAUGCUGUAUAUACGUUGUUCAUCCCUCACCCCUCCCAAAACCCCCUGGAUAAUAUUAUGCAUAAACGAAAUAGAGUCGUCGGACAUGAUUAGAAUAACGAAAUCGAAGAGAAUUAUAAACGAUAGAUGGGACACUGCAAUAUACCUGGUCAUCAGUUUAAUUAGUGAGCUUUAUGAUCGCGUUAAGAUGUAAAUCCGUAUCGCGUACAGCGCUUAAUGGUUUACGAGGUGAUAGACGUGAAGCGUGAAAGGAAAGGCAAGAGUGCGUGUGUAUGAACGGACAUAGUAGAGCGUUGUAUAGUGAGUGGAAAUAAAUGGAGACAUUUAAAAUA